Panicum virgatum (switchgrass) is the source of this 2938-nucleotide messenger RNA. Its product is annotated as WPP domain-interacting tail-anchored protein 1-like. NCBI's taxonomy places the organism in Eukaryota, Viridiplantae, Streptophyta, Magnoliopsida, Poales, Poaceae. The record is from RefSeq and is a predicted model, not a curated record. Bases 509 to 2557 code for a protein of 682 amino acids. The transcript is spliced from 5 exons.
GCCCGGGCCAAGGACCCCACCUCAACGUUCCUCUUCCGCGCCGGCGGCGAAUCAUCCGGGCAGCGCCCAACAGAACGGAACGCAAGGUCUCGUGCGUCGCCUCACCUCUCCACCUCAAAUCCUUGAUCCUCCUCGUCUGCCGCCGCUUCCAGUUCCACCCCCGGAGCGGAGAUCGCGACGCGACGCGACGGCUCCGCAACCCGAGGCAAGGGAUUCGCCGCCGGCACGUAUGAUGGGAGGAAUCCACUCGACUCGCGGAUUAUUGGGGCUUAUUAUUUUCGGGUUUAAUUUCCCCCAUCCAACUGCAUCUUCCUCUCCUACAGCCUAGCCUCUUCAUGCGCAUAUAUUCAUGUAGAUUAUUAACUCUUCUCGCUCAUCGCUCACAUAGUCUGACUACUUUUGUAUUUAUUCCUUCACAUCACAUAUGUAUGCAACCCCCCUCAGGCAAGGCAGGCUACAUAAAUAAAGACAAGAGAAAACAACAACAAGAAGAAGAAUCAAAACCACCAUGGACGCCCACAGUUUUCAGGACGAUGAUUAUCUUCAAGAGGACAGGCUGUUCCGCGGAGAACAGCAGCUUGCAGGGGCAAGCGCUGGGGAGAUUCUGGCUAGGGUGGACCUCGAGGUCGCAUUCGUCUUCGAGAAGCUCCUAAACCUGGAGACGCUGGUCAUGGAGAUCGCUCGACGAGCCGCUGACAUCGAGCCUCUCAUGCGGGAGCCUCAAUCCACUUCCGCAGAGUCGGUUCACGAGGCUUUCGAAUUUGAUGUCCUCUAUUGCAUCGUUGACUCUGAAACCAAUGAGUUGGAGAAGCUGGUUGUUUCUAUUCAGAUGGAUAUUGCUAGCGCUGAAAGCAACGUCUCGGAGGAAGAACCUGGGAGCAGCCUCAUCGACAAGCUGCAUACUGCAACAGAUUCCUUGAAGAAGAUGCAGGAGCUCAUCUCUACUAUUAGAAGGGAGUCUGCAACCUUCGAGAAAACCAUACAACCUUCACAAGAUAAUCAAGGAACUGGUGAGGUCAUGGGAUAUGAAAAUGGUCACAUGUCAACUAACACCACCAUGCAGGCUGAGGAUCAGAGAAAUUUUCUGCAGAUGUUACAACAGUCUAUAGCAAGUGAAUUAGAUCUUCAACAGAAGAUGUUUGAUACACAAUCUUCUGUUGAAGACCUCAAAAUGAAGCUGCAUUACGCCGAACAAGAAUCGUAUUUCUUGGAGGAAUCCAUUGGAGAUGUUUACGAAAGAAUGUUCGCAGCGGAGAAUGCUUCCCAACUGUUUCUUGGGGUCUCAAAGGAACUCAUCGGUACAAUUGAUACCAUCCAGUUCUCUCUGACUGCUUCAGUUCACAGGGAAGGUGAACUUAAAUCAAAGUUAGAGGAAAGCUUGAUGAAAUUAAAUGUCAACCAGAGCACGAUAGUGCCAGGAGACAGUGACAACAAUGGCAAUCAGGAGGCUGUGCAGAUGCAGGUGCUAUCACCACCUGAAUUCUUGACUUUGCGGAAUAAGGUUCAGCAGCUGGAGGAAUGGUUGAGGGACUCUGGUUCUCAUCCGCAGUGGUCACUGCUAUCAAGAGGGGAAACUGAAGAAGAGCAGAAUACAAUGCAGACUGAGAUAAACCCAUUUGGGAAUAUUAUCAGUGAUCUUAAACUUGCCAUUACCAAUGCAGAAAAUAGAACACAAAAUGCUGAAGCAAGGUGUACACAGCUCACUCAAACUAAUGUUCAGCUUAGCGAGCAGUUGGACUCCCUUAAAAGUCAGGGUUCAGAUAGGGCUGGCUUGUUGGAGACAAAACUUAAGGAAUCGGACACUCAAUUAGAGCAUGCAAGAGCAUCAGUAGAUGCUAUUGUUGAACAACAGGGUAUGUUAAGAUCUUCGAUGUCUGAUAUGGAACAUCUGAUUGAAGACUUGAAAGAAAAGUAUUUGAAAGCUGAAACCAGGGCUGAGAAUGCUGAAUCAAAAUGUUCAUUGUUGACAGACACUAAUUUAGAGCUUAGUGAAGAGCUGUCAUUUCUGAGAGGUCGAGUAGAAAGUCUGGAAAACUCGUUGCAUCAAGCCAAUCAACUGAAGAUGUGCACUGCAAAAGAGAUUGGUAGUCAAAUUAAAACUAUCGCUGACCUGGUUGCAAAACUUACCAUCCAAAGAGAACGACUUCAUGGGCAGAUUGUUACACUGACAAAAAAGAACAGGAUAUUGGCUCAAAAAUGCAAGGAGAAUGAUAAUGGAGCUACAUCAUUGAGCAAAGAAGUUACUGCAACUGAAGGUCAACUCAGGCCCCUUAAAGUAAUGGAGGAAGCAUCUCUAAACUGUUCAACAACACAACCCAAGGUGGCACCAACUGAUAGCACUCCACAAGAAGAGGUGGAAGCUGAGGAGGUGACUACACUGGAGGAUGAGUCUGGUGCCAGGAGGACACUUGAGACAGUUGGGUCCAUUGAGCCGCUGCAGCUAAAUUGGAAGCACAUUUCCGUGGCAGUGCUGGUCUUGCUAGCUGCUGUUCUUGUGUACCAGAUGUACCAAUCUGAUGACAGAGCUGAACAAGUGCUAAGGAAAUUUUUAGGCUAGUAGUAUUGCGUAGAAUAAAGUAGAAGCUAUCUUCUAAUACCAAUAGUUGCAGAUGCAAUUUUUGGUAGUGGUUGGCUAGUUGUAACCGUUGCAGUUGCAACUUUCAAGUGUCAAAGCAUAAUUUAACUGUGAGAUGACCCUAAAUGAGACUAGAUGCCUUCGAUGCACAGCCAAUGAAAUUCCGCUCCACCCAUUUGUGUGGCCGAGACUGUUGGAAAAUGAUCAGCUACAGCAACUUUCUUUCAUUUUUUAUUUGGUGGGGUGUAAGUACGGCACCUAGUAUGAUCUUUCAGAAUUUCAGUACAUGUAAUGCACAUUCUUGUAUAAUCACUCUGUACCUGACCAGAUUUUUUUUUAAAAAAAAAUCUGAAAUUGCAAACA